CCCAUCCAACUUCAUCCUCAUAGUCCACAUUUCUCGUACCUCUGCUCUGCCGCCAUCGCGAUCCACUCCAGCCUCAACAUCAUGUGCCAACAGACUCCCAUUGACAAGAUCGCGAUCCCAUUCAUGAAUGACAUGGAGGGAAUCACCACGAUGCCGGUUCCCGGCCGCCGCUGCCCUGCCUGCCUCGAAAGAGGCCAGACCGUAUGGGUGAUCCCUGGCAAGUGCUGCCCGCAGUGCGGCACUCCAGUCAACUAGUCCAUCUUUUCCAGCGGCAACAGGCCUCCGGCUUCAACACUAUUCGGUAUCCAACAGCAACGAUCAUGACAUUUCGGUUGAUUGAUAUGUUCGGGAUUUUGAGGUCAGGGGAAUUUUGCUCGCAUUUUCUGGAGUUCAAUGUGGCGCGUCCACUGUGGCUGUUCGUGAUGAGGCGGUGUUUGUUGAGUAGAUGAUCAAAAGCUUUCGCUCUUUGC
Messenger RNA from Trematosphaeria pertusa, 470 nucleotides. RefSeq lists its product as uncharacterized. The record is from RefSeq and is a predicted model, not a curated record. Lineage: Eukaryota; Fungi; Ascomycota; Dothideomycetes; Pleosporales; Trematosphaeriaceae. The coding region runs from base 82 to 255 and encodes 57 amino acids. The transcript is spliced from 3 exons.